Messenger RNA from Balaenoptera ricei (Rice's whale), 367 nucleotides. RefSeq names its product small ubiquitin-related modifier 2-like. NCBI's taxonomy places the organism in Eukaryota, Metazoa, Chordata, Mammalia, Artiodactyla, Balaenopteridae. Bases 1 to 231 code for a protein of 76 amino acids. The record is from RefSeq and is a predicted model, not a curated record. The transcript is spliced from 2 exons. Gene Ontology annotation, cellular component: nucleus. Gene Ontology annotation, biological process: protein sumoylation. Gene Ontology annotation, molecular function: protein tag activity; ubiquitin-like protein ligase binding.
AUGGCUGAUGAAAAGUCCAAGGAAGGAGUCAAGACUGAGGACAAUGAUCAUAUUAAUUUGAAGGUGGCGGGGCAGGACGGUUCUGUGGUGCAGUUUAAUAUUAAGAGUCAUACACCACUUAGUAAGCUAUUGAAAGCCUAUUGUGAACAACAGGACACACCUGCACAGUUGGAAAUGGAGGCUGAAAAUACAAUUGGUGUGUUCCAGCAGCAGACAGGAGGUGUCUACUAGAAAAGGGAACCUGCUACUUUAUUCCAGAAUUCUGUUCCUCCAGACCAAGAAGACAUUCUCAAUUAGAAAACCGCAAUUUGGUUCCACCACAUCCUGACUACUACAGUAUAGUUUUCUCUAUUCUUUCAUUUUCCCC